Gadus chalcogrammus (walleye pollock) is the source of this 7596-nucleotide messenger RNA. It is a transcript of the gene ptprk, whose product is annotated as protein tyrosine phosphatase receptor type K. Gene Ontology annotation, molecular function: protein binding; protein tyrosine phosphatase activity. Gene Ontology annotation, biological process: protein dephosphorylation. The transcript has 39 exons. The coding region runs from base 249 to 4637 and encodes 1462 amino acids. NCBI's taxonomy places the organism in Eukaryota, Metazoa, Chordata, Actinopteri, Gadiformes, Gadidae. The record is from RefSeq and is a predicted model, not a curated record. Gene Ontology annotation, cellular component: membrane.
CCGUGUGACGUCACAUACUUUCACUCGCUGCCGCCGCUGAGCUCGGGAGCUGCUCGCGCUCCUCUCCCCGUGAAACAAAGUAGUGUCCGCGAGACCGGAGCGAAACGAGAAAACACAGACAGAAUGGGGCGCCUGAAUCCGCAACAGGGAUAAACAAACCAAAAAAAGACUAAGAAAGAGGUUGGAAAUCAUCCCAAACUAACCGGAAAACUUUGGAAAACUAUCAGCCGUGCCAGCACACUGUGAACAUGGAUACAUUUUUGUUCCUGGGACUCACGUUUCUCCUUUCGCCGAGCGUGAGAGUCUGGGGUCAGAUACCGACAGCUCACAUGGGCCGCGCUGAGAAGGGAAGCUGCACGUUCGACGAGGGCUUCUCCCAGUGUGACUACCAGCAGGACCCCUACGAUGACUUUGAUUGGACGCACAUCAACACCCAGGAAGUGCCCUACGUGUCCCCGGAGCUGCCAAAAGGCUCCUACAUGGCGGUGGACGUCUCCCAGUACGACGUCGGGGAGAAGGCCCGCUUCCAGCUCCCCGUCAUGAAGGAGAACGACACCCACUGCAUCGACUUCAACUACCUCCUGACGAGCCCCGACGGCUCCAGCCCCGGCACCCUCAACGUGCUGGUCAAGGUUAACAAGAGCCCCCAGAUGGCUAACCCCAUCUGGAACAUGACUUCAUACACCGGUAAAGACUGGCUGAGAGCUGAGCUCGCUGUCUCCACUUUCUGGCCCAAUGAAUACCAGGUCAUAUUCGAGGCAGAGGUCUCUGACAGCAAGGCCGGUUUCAUCGCCAUCGACGACAUCCAGGUGCUCAGCUACCCAUGCGAUAAAUCACCUCAUUUCCUGCGUCUGGGCGACGUUGAGGUGAACGCCGGACAGAACGCCACCUUUCAGUGCAUCUCUACCGGGAGGGAGACGUCCAGUAAUAAGCUCUGGCUACAGAGGAGGAAUGGUGAAGACAUCCCCGUGGCCAAGACCAAAAACAUCAAUCACAGACGAUUCGCUGCCUCCUUCCGCCUCAAAGAGGUGACCAAUCAGGACCAAGAUCUCUACCGCUGUGUCACCCAGUCGGAGCGCGGCUCCGGGGUCUCCAACUUCGCCGGUCUGAUAGUGAGAGAGCCGCCACGACCCAUUGCCCCGCCCCAGCUGCUGGGCGUUGGUCCCACCUACCUCCUGAUCCAGCUCAACGCCAACUCCAUAUUUGGGGAUGGGCCCAUCAUACUCAAGGAGGUGGAGUACCGCAUGACGUCGGGCACCUGGACGGAAACCCACGCGGUCAACUCUCCCAACUACAAGCUGUGGCACCUGGACCCAGACACCGAGUACGAGAUCAGAGUGCUGCUCACCAGGCCCGGAGAGGGGGGCACGGGCAUGCCCGGACCCCCACUCAUCACCCGCACCAAAUGUGCAGAACCCAUGCGGACUCCCAAGCGGCUGAAGAUUGCCGAGACCCGGUCGCGUCUGAUCGCGGUGGACUGGGAGUCGCUGGGCUACAACAUCACUCGCUGCCACACCUUCAACGUCACCAUCUGCUACCACUACAUGACGGCCAGCAACCGCAGCAAACAUGGCUGCUUGGACAUGGACCCUAAAGCUCCGCGCCACCUGGUGGGCAACCUGCCACCCUACACCAACGUGAGCCUGAAGAUGAUCCUGACCAACCCCGAGGGGCGCAAGGAGAGUGAUGAGACCGUCAUCCAGACGGAUGAGGAUGUCCCGGGUCCUGUUCCCGGCCAGUCGGUGAAAGCCACUCCGUAUGAAGACAGCAUCCACCUGUACUGGAAGGAACCGGCCGAGCCCAAUGGGAUCAUCAUCCAAUACGAGAUCAGCUACAGCGGCCUGCGCUCCUUCGACCCCUCUGUGCCGCUCCAGCGCACGGGGCUGGUGGUGUCCCUCCCGUCCAACACCACCCAGCACCUGUUCUCCCCGCUGCACCCCGGGGUGACCUACCAGUUCUCCAUACGGGCGUCCACCUCCAAAGGGUUUGGGCAGGCCACCACGCUCAACGUUUCCACAAAUAUUUCAGCCCCGACGUUGGAGGAGUACGACGGCUCGGAGGCCUUCCUGAACGAGACGGCCACCACCAUCACCGUGCUGCUCAAACCCGCCCAGGCCAAGGGAGCCCCCAUAAGUGUGUAUCAGAUCGUGGUGGCGGAGGUGAACCCGCAGCGAUCCCGUCGCCAGGCCUCCUCUGACUGCUACCAGGUUCCUCUGUCCUACACCAGCGCCUUAAGUAGCAACUCUCCAUACUACUUUGCGGCCCAGCUGCCCCCCAGCAGCCUGCCAGAGCCUCUACCUUUCACCGUCGGGGACAACCGGACCUACCAGGGCUUCUGGAACCCUCCGCUGGCCCCGAGGAAGAACUACAACAUCCUACUGCAAGCGGUCAGCAGCACGGACCGGGAGACCAAGACCCAGUGCCUGAGACUAGCAACCAAAGGUGCGACCGAGGAGCCAGAAGUGGUCCCGGACCCGGCCAAGCAGACGGACCGGGUGGUGAAGAUUGCGGGCAUCAGUGCCGGCGUCCUGGUCUUCAUUCUCCUGGUGCUAGUGGCCAUCCUGCUGGUGAAGAAGAGGAGGACCUACUAUUCAUACUCUUAUUACCUAAAACUGGCGAAGAAGCGCAAAGACGCCAUUGGAACGACGCGGCAGGAGAUGACCCACAUGGUGAACGCGAUGGACCGUAGCUAUGCCGACCAGAGCACCCUUCACGGCGAGGACCCCAUGGCCGUGACCUUCAUGGAUUCGCACAGCUUCACCGCCAACAGAUACGAGAACCACAGCGCCUCGGCGGUGCCGGAGAACAACCGCCUGCUGGACGUGCCGCGCUACCACUGCGAGGGGGCCGAGUCCCCCUACCAGACGGGCCAGCUGCACCCGGCCAUCAGGGUGGCGGACCUCCUGCAGCACAUCAACCUGAUGAAGACCUCCGACAGCUACGGCUUCAAGGAGGAGUACGAAGUGUUGCAGAGUUUCUUCGAAGGCCAGUCGGCCUCAUGGGACGUGGCCAAGAAGGAUCAGAAUCGCACCAAGAAUCGCUACGGCAACAUCAUAGCCUAUGACCACUCAAGGGUUAUUCUUCAGCCUAUUGAAGACGACCCCUCCUCCGAUUACAUCAACGCCAACUACAUCGAUAUUUGGCUGUACAGGGAUGGCUACCAGAGACCAAGUCACUACAUCGCCACGCAGGGUCCAGUUCAUGAGACCGUAUAUGACUUCUGGAGGAUGGCGUGGCAGGAACAGUCUGCCUGUAUCGUCAUGGUUACCAAUCUGGUGGAGGUUGGAAGGGUCAAGUGCUACAAGUACUGGCCCGACGAUGCCGAGGUGUACGGAGAUUUCAAGGUGACGUUUGUGGAGGUCGAACCCCUGGCCGAGUACGUCGUCCGGACUUUUACUUUGGAGAGGCGUGGAUUCAACGAGGUGCGAGAGGUCAAGCAGUUCCACUUCACCGGCUGGCCCGAUCACGGCGUGCCGUAUCACGCCACAGGACUACUUUCCUUCAUCCGCAGGGUCAAAGUCUCCAACCCGCCCUCGGCUGGGCCCGUCGUGGUCCACUGCAGCGCCGGAGCGGGACGCACGGGCUGCUUCAUCGUGAUCGACAUCAUGCUGGACAUGGCGGAGAGGGAAGGCGUGGUGGACAUCUACAACUGCGUCAAGGCCCUGCGCUCCAGGAGGAUCAACAUGGUACAGACUGAGGAGCAGUACAUAUUCAUCCAUGACGCCAUCCUGGAGGCGUGUCUGUGUGGAGAGACGGCCAUACCGGUGUGCGAGUUCAAGGCCGCCUUCUAUGAGCUGAUCCGCAUCGACUCCCAAACCAACUCCUCCCACCUGAAGGACGAGUUUCAGACCCUGAACUCGGUGACCCCCCAGCCCCAGCCGGAGGACUGCAGCAUCGCGCUGCUGCCCAGGAACCAAGAGAAGAACCGCUUCAUGGACGGCCUGCCCCCAGACCGCUGCCUGCCCUUCCUCAUCACCAUCGACGGAGAGAGCAGCAACUACAUCAACGCCGCCCUCAUGGAUAGCUACAGACAGCCCGCCGCCUUCAUCGUCACCCAGCACCCACUGCCCAACACGGUCAAGGACUUCUGGCGCCUGGUGUACGACUACGGCUGCACCAGCCUGGUGAUGCUCAACGAGAUCGACCUGGCUCAGGGCUGCCCUCAGUACUGGCCCGAGGAGGGCAUGCUGCGCUACGGCCCCGUCCAGGUGGAGUGCAUGUCCUGCUCCAUGGACUGUGACGUCAUCAGCAGGCUCUUCCGCGUCUGCAACCUCACCAGGCCCCAGGAGGGAUACCUGAUGGUGCGUCAGUUCCAGUACCUGGGCUGGGCGGGCCACAGAGACGUCCCCACCUCCAAGCGCUCCUUCCUCAAACUCCUCCUCCAGGUGGACCAAUGGCAGCGUGAGGGCGAGGAGGGGGAGGGCCGGACCAUUGUGCACUGCCUUAGCGGCGGGGGGCGCAGCGGCGUGCUGUGUGCCAGCAGCAUCGUGUGUGAGAUGGCCAAGCGGCAGAGCGUGGUGGACGUCUUCCACGCCGUCAAGAGCCUGAGGAACAGCAAGCCCAACAUGGUGGACACCCCGGAGCAGUACCGCUUCUGCUACGACCUGGCGCUGGAGUUCAUCGAGAGCUCCUCCUAGGCCCAAGGAGACGUCCUCUCACCUCACACGCUUCACUCUCGUGUUUUUUUGGCUUGAUGAUGAUGAUAACCCCUCCCCCUUUUGCAGUGACGCUUUUUUUUUCUUCAAUAUCCUCAUUGCGUCUCUCUCCCGUUGAUAUAGCGCUGUGAUUCCAUUGGACGGGACGGGAAGCGCAGAAGGGCGUGAGAACAAAUGGCCUUGGUCACGAGGCGGGGUUCACGUUAACGUUUUUCGUUCGUUUUUCCCCCCGAGCCCCGUUGGGGCCGGAGCUCGACGUGGAUCGUGAUGUUUAGCCUCGUCCAUGAACCAUAAACUCCCAACGCCCAGCGUCAGUUCAGCUCACAUCGAUCAACGUGUGCGUUCCCCCCACACCGUACACCACACACAGAUUGCUAAAGCUAAGAGUGCGCCGUUGUUCCCGCGGCCAUGUGUACGUUUACAGCCACCCACACCUCAAGCACCACAGAAGAGGACAGCCGUGGGGGGGGGGGGGGGGGGCUGAGUCGUCCGCACCGUACACCAGCAGUAUAUUUUGGACACCUUAGCAUACACCGCAGGUUUUUUUGUUUGCUGGCCCAGCGGAUUAUAUUUAGUGUAUUUGGUCAUUUCAGAAGUCGCUCCGCGGCGUCCAAGGUCAAAAUGGAAGGAGGGACGAGGAACGUGGAAUGAUAUAAGGGAACUGAAAGUAGCUUGUAUAUCUUUAUAGAUUUGUGUAUAAGAGGAUAUUGGAUCUUAGAGCGGAGACGGACUAGGGACAGGGGGAGGACGAGUUAGUGUAUGGGGAGUUACAAACAAGAAAGUAGCUUGUUCUUUUGUUUUCCUUUUGUACUACUUUGUUCUUAUUUUUUGUAAUUGUCCCCCAUCACAUCAUUGUUUUUGUAUCAUGCAAUGGAAAAGGUCUAAACUUAUGUUAUUCACUAAAUGUACACAGUGAAGUGAAAUGUGUUGGCAGCAAUCAGUGCUAGGGUUCUUGCAGUUUUCUGAGACUAAUGUUAUUUUCUGUUACGUCACAUGCUCUUGUGGUAUUACUUACCUGUCUACUCAAUAAGAAAAGCCUUACUCACAAUAUUGUACCGUAAACCACAAGUUUUCUGUGAUAACUUUUGUAUCAAGCGCAAUCAUCUAACAUUAGCUUAAUCAUUUGUUUCAAGGGGCUGAGCCCAAUAUUAUUUCGUUCCCACAAAUUUAAAUUCGAUUUUUUUAUUUUUUUUUGUGGUUUCAUGGCUCAGAAUUUUGUGUUGGCCUGCUUGAUGUAUACGGUGAAACACGUGUAAAUUUAAUUUGCACCUUUGUGCUUAUGUUAUGAAUAGAUUCGGCAUGGGGCGUUGAACCUCCGAACACCUCAAUUGUCUUGUGCACUGAUGGCCGGCAUUUUUUUUAUUUUUUUUCAUGAUUUAAAAGCUGAUGUUUAUUCAUAAGCCAAAGACUUUGUGUAAAUAUGUCUAUAUGGAUAAAGCGCAUCAUUUGUAUUUAUUGUUUCCUUGUUUUUUGCAUAUGAGAACAAUCAUUCUUCAUUCCACGUUUACUGCCGGCGUCUCAUACAAACCACAGGGUCACAUGAUGACGGGGGGUGGGUGGGGCUGGGGUCUGACACAAGGUGUAGUCCCGUGGGGUCAGUCCCUCGGGGGGACGGACUGAGUGAGCUCGGUGUGGAAGCCCCACCUGAUAUAAGAACCAGCAUGUUUAAAGUGGGCAUGUACUCUCGUUUUGGGUCCAUGCAGGAGAACAUUUAAGGACCUCCGAUCAAAGCUGUAUAUUAAAAGCAUUAAUUGUAGUAUCUUUUGAAUAUUUAGAUGGAAGUCAACAGUAUCUUUCUGUUUUAUUUUUCGUUCAACGUUUUUUUGUUGGUUCGUUGUUCUUUUUUCACUUCUGAAUCUCUGUGAUGUUACCGUUGUGUUUAGAAAAAGUAAAAGACAAAAAAAGGCCAUUGCUCGACUUGUGGACGGGAACAUGUUGUUUAGCCGCAGAAGAGGCGAACCCAGAACGGUGGCUCAUAUCCCUGUAUUAUAGACCCUGGGGGAGAUACUGUUGUUCUGCAUCCACACAUUACCCUGUAGCGAGGAUGACUAAACACUCACUCGCUAGGCCUGGAUGGUAGACAAGAGGGAGAGUUGGAAAUAUAUAUAUUGUGCCUAUCUGUUUGAUUCUUUUUUUUUCUCUUAAUACGAGCGUUUGAGAGCAUUGUAACCGCUUCAUUGUCUCAAACUGGGUUUUUGCUUUGAAUGCGUGCUCGUGGACGAUCAAUGUUAUCGUCGGUCAGAACAGAAGUUAUAUUGUAAUGUAGGCCUAAAAGAAACAGAGGAGAAGUCAUACUACUCUAGUGCUUCUUCAUCAGAACAACACAGAGCUCUAUCGGUAACAAACUUCAGAAGCGGAGCCGAGUUGCGCUGUAGAGACUGUACUUCUACACCGCUUUACCUUGUCCUCCAAUGAAAAGACCGCCAUAAACCAGGGUGGCAUAAUAAAGCAUUUACUGCCACCUAGUGGACAUUUGACUGACUUCAGACUGAUCUCCGAUUGCUCAAUCUAGCAGCUGUUAUCUGCUAUCCUGCCAUGCUAAUACUUGGAGCGAAAAUAAGCAGAACAAUCCGUUAAUGUAAAGGAGCCACGGUUUGAAAAUUAUACAAUGCGAGUAGUAAAAAAUAACUCUUCGCUUUCGUGCUUAAUGCAGCCGAAUGAGCGGUCAUUGAGGUCAAGGGGCUACACUUUGAUAAUGUAGGGUGCUGGCAGAAGUUGUUGAAUUCUUGUUAUAGAUUUAAAGAUGAAACAACUUUGGAGUUCUUACCCCCACACACAUAAAUCUAUUAUCUCUGAAGAUGAUGCCCCCUUGAAACCACACAGUCCAAAAGCAACUGGUGUCUACAUGGAAGUCUGGUCUGAAUAUACUGUUGAUCUUCAUGGUUUAUUCAUUCUUCUUGUCUGUAAUGUUUGGCUUAUUUGCUGUAAUAAAAGAAAAUUC